Molecule: messenger RNA, 2638 nt
Organism: Aedes albopictus (Asian tiger mosquito)
Lineage: Eukaryota; Metazoa; Arthropoda; Insecta; Diptera; Culicidae
Exons: 3
Coding region: 2096-2434 (112 amino acids)
Source: RefSeq, a predicted model, not a curated record
AAAAAAAUCAUAGGACCUCGUCGUAUCGCACACAUUUUUCCAUCGGUUCAUAAAUUUCCAGCUUGCUGUCAGUAUGAAGCUUGCGUUCAAUAUUUCAUACAAGAAAUUAUUUGAUGUUAAAUGAGAUAGAAAUUCGUCAUUUUUUUUCUUGUCGGGUAUAAUUUCAAAUAUUUUGCUGAGCAGUAACCAUUCUUCGUUAAUAGUUUUCUUUGUUUUCGCAUGACGUCGCAAGCUGCCUCCAAUGAGCUAUAGGCUCUUUUUACGCUUAUGCGUUUUACAGUGUCCUUUUCAGGGCACUGAUUAACGCCGUUGUGGUAUGAGCUAUGAGCUCUCGUUGCGCUUAUGCGUUCAUUCCCUCUUCUAGGGCACCCCUUCCUAUUUCAUCACCUUUCCCUUCCCCAAUUCCCAUCCCUUGUCCCAUUCUCCCUCAGGUAAAUGAUGAAAUAGGCUCAUAUGUAUGGCGAUGGCACAAAUGUCCCAAAUGGAGGAUAACGUGCCUCUGGAGCCGGCCUUCUGAUACCUUCUGAUACCUGCGUUCAAUAUUUCAUACAAGAAAUUAUUUGAUGUUAAAUGAGAUAGAAAUUCGUCAUUUUUUUUCUUGUCGGGUAUAAUUUCAAAUAUUUUGCUGAGCAGUAACCAUUCUUCGUUAAUAGUUUUCUUUGUUUUCAUUGUUUUUUUUUUACAUUGAAAUGGAAAACAUAUAGGGUAUGAGUGCCAUAAGUAAUUUAACGCUCACCGGUGGCAUUAGCUCGUUGUUAACCCGUUAUUUGAAACACAUUUUAGUUAGAAACCCGAUCAUUGCAAAAUAUGACUAUUUAAUGCAUUUAAAAGGCACUCAAGUGCCAUAUAUGUGCUGUCAGUGCACACCGAUGCACGUUAGUGUCAAAGUUAUGUUACAAUUAGCGUAUGUCACUUGCUCGUUGCAAAGCAAAUAUGUUGCAACAGGUGAACGGCCGCUGUUGUAGAUGGUUUCCUAUGAAAAUAUAGCGACUGGUCGUUGGUUUUUUGGCUAUAUCUCCAAAACGGUAAGAGAUUCCAUUUUGGUGUCAAAGAACGAAAGGAAGAACAUUAGUUUUUGCGCUAGGACAAAUUUUGUUCAAAAUAAUCUAUGAUACAGACGGUACUUUUAACAGCAUUUUUAGACGUUUUUUCACCAUGGUGAAACAUUUUCUGAGAACUUGUUUUCUCAUUGUAUUUUUAUUGGAUUGCUGAGGUAAUUUGGCGUCAAUUUUACUAAAAAAGUUUGUUCUAUGAUGCAUAGUUUUUGAGAUAUGAUUUUUUGAAGUUCGGGGUAUUUUACAAAAUUUUGGAAAAUCGUGAAAUUUCAUCUAGCGUUUUUCGGGAAAAUAUUCCGCUAUGAUUUUUUUGAGUUCCAUAUAUGAUCAUAUAUCUACGACCUCUAGUCCUGGUGAAAUUUUCAUUGAAAUCGGAGACCCUUCGGCCCAAACCUGUUCGGUAAUAAAAAAAAUCCCCUGCUCCAAUUUUCAUCCUAUUGAAAACUAAGCUAUAGGCACUAUUUGUUUUGUUUUUAUAUUGUAUUUAAAGAACGGAAACAAUUUUUAAGAACCAAUCGUCUAUUUUUUUAGAAUAGUAUGAACAUGGGGCGUAGGCUGGAGAAGGCUGCACAUACCCUAAGCUCAAUUAAAAUUGUCAUCUGUUUAAAGAAAGGAAGAUAUUGUAAUACAAACUACAAAAUUCAAAUGAUAAAACCGUUUGCAUGAAUGAAAUAAACAAUGUUUAUUAAACAUGACCGACUGCGCAUGUUCAUACAAACAGAUGAACAACUUAUUCAUCAAACCCUACAUAAAACCACAGCGCUCUUUACUGGCGAAGUGAACGCUUGUUGUUUACGAACCAACAGGCAUAGUCCAAAGGAAAAUGAAAAACAUUUUCCCGAUUUUCCUUCACACAACCAUCGUUUCAAUCGCUUUGGCCUCUGACAGCCAUUGCUGCCAACCCAACGACCUUAAAACUGUGAAAUUCGUGCGUGCCAACUAAUGUUUUGCCUCUCAGUGCAUCGGAGUGCCCCAGAGUCAUACAUCUGCUCGUGUAGAGUUCGUCCACCAAUCCGGAUAGAAAUAAAAACAAUCAAAUUAUGCCUUCCAGCCGGCUUCACCGGGUGUUUUUGUACAGCUUUGCCAUCUGCCUAUUCGGUACCUUCGUGACAAUCGCCGCCAAAAUCUUCCCCAUUGCCAAUCUGCCUACGAGUACCAAUGUCAUCAUCAUCGGCACAUGUAUGGCUAAUUUGAUUUCCGUGGUGGCCCUGAUAAUUGGAAUCGUGGCGAAACGACCGGAGCUGGUGAAAGCCGUUAAAAUAUUCAGCUGGAUACAGUUGGGUGCCAUCUGUUUCCUGAUCGGGCUGGCACUGUUUUUGCUGUACGUGGUGAAGGUGGAUGUGGAGCACUACGACGAGCGGACCAAGAAGGAACUAUGAGGCGCCCAUGAGCAUUGAGCAGUGAGCAGUUCGGUGCUUUCCUCCGAAUGCAGAUUGAAGGCGAUAAACAGAUGAUCAGAAGACUCAAAUUUAAAACAACCAACCAAUGUGCGUGUUUGUGUGUAGAGUGACCCCUAUGUGAUUCAAUCGUAAUUAGAAUAAAUCAUGAAUGUAAAUACAAAACGAACUCAUUGCGAUAAUUUA